Molecule: messenger RNA, 5341 nt
Organism: Scophthalmus maximus (turbot)
Lineage: Eukaryota; Metazoa; Chordata; Actinopteri; Pleuronectiformes; Scophthalmidae
Gene: kdm2aa
Product: lysine (K)-specific demethylase 2Aa
Exons: 26
Coding region: 725-4759 (1344 amino acids)
Biological process (GO): regulation of transcription by RNA polymerase II; protein demethylation
Molecular function (GO): DNA binding; histone demethylase activity; protein binding
Source: RefSeq, a predicted model, not a curated record
UUUUGUGAUGUGAUGGAAAAUGGCGGCUGUUCGGAGUCCGCUUUAACUUUAUACUAUGCCCGCACUACCAGCAACAACAACCACGUAUUCCCUCUCCUCGCAAGAUAUUAGAAAUAUCUGAACGUGGGUAUUUUAUUAAUUUCAGGUCAUGUUGAGUUCGCUCAAGCAGAGCGCUUUCGAACGAGCUAACAUUAGCCGGACACGGUUUGCAAUGGGGAAGACGAGGAACAAAGCUCGAGUGUUCAGAUAGUAUGGAUGCUACAGUUAUGAUACUAAUCAUAAUAAUAAUAACUUCCGUUAAGUGGUCACGUGCGACUGGGCUUCAGUUGGCCUCUUUUUAAAUGAGCUGUACAUUAAGCUCGCCACUUCCCUUUAGUUCACCAAACGUGUUCCAACAGCCAGUGAGUUACAGAACGGUGCGAUCAAUGUGAACCUAGAUGAAGUUGAAAGAUCUGCGAAGCCAGCGAAGUGCGUGUGCUUCUCUCAGUCAUCGUCAGUGAAACAAGUCGGCCUCUUCUCUGUCGAAGUUUAAGCUCCGCGCGUUCACCGGGAACGGAUCGGGAACACGCGCCUUCCUGUCGCUUGUUUACUAUCUAGUGCAGCCAUGUGGCGGCCGGGCACAGCGUCCUGUAGUCGGAUGGGUCUGAUCUAAUACUCCUCGUUUACAACAAAAAACACACCUACGUUUGGUUGGACCCAUCGGAUAAAGCUCGGUUUUGCAGCGAUGAUGGAUGAUUCCAAGCCUCGGCACAGCAAAAGACUGCGGGCUGGUACCCGACGGCGUUACCAUGACGAUGGCAUUUCGGAUGAGGAAAUUGAUGGAAGGCGGAUGUUUGACCUGGAGGAGAAAGUCAGCAGUCAGAGGUUCAGCUCUACCAGAGUCAUUCGCAUGGAGGGAAGAGACUUGACGUAUGAGUUCAUCCAGAGAUGUGGUCUGAGGGAACCAAUCAUCUUUGAGAAGCCUGAUGGACUGGGACUCAAGAUGCCUGAUGCGGACUUCACUGUCAAUGAUGUCAAAAUGUUUGUUGGUAGCAGACGUAUGAUCGACGUGAUGGACGUGAGCACUCAGAAGGGGACAGAGAUGUCCAUGGCCCAGUGGACACGAUACUAUGAGACGCCUCCGUCUCAGAGAGAUAAGCUCUAUAAUGUCAUCAGCCUGGAGUUCAGCCACACCAAGCUGGAGAACCUGGUCAACAGACCUGCCACUGUGGAUUUAAUUGACUGGGUGGACAAGAUGUGGCCUCGUCACCUGAAAGAGAGACAGAGGGACUCGACAAACUCCAUCACUGACAUGCAGUACCCCAAAGUACAAAAAUACUGUCUGAUGAGUGUGGAGGGCUGCUAUACAGACUUUCACAUCGACUUUGGGGGGACCUCAGUGUGGUACCACAUACUGAAAGGAAGCAAGGUGUUCUGGCUGAUCCCCCCCACCCCUCAGAACCUAGAGCUGUAUGAGAACUGGGUGCUGUCUGGGAAACAGGGAGAUGUUUUCCUGGGAGACCGGGUGUCUGACUGCCAGAGGAUUGAACUGAAGCAAGGCUUCACUUUCAUCAUACCCUCAGGUUGGAUCCAUGCUGUAUACACGCCUAUGGAUUCCAUGGUGUUUGGAGGAAAUUUCCUGCACAGCUUCAACGUCCCCAUGCAACUAAACAUCUGUAAUAUAGAGGACCGAACGCGGGUUCCAGUGAAGUUUCGUUACCCCUUCUACUACGAGAUGUGCUGGUACGUGUUGGAGCGUUACGUCUUCAGUGUGACCAGGACCUCCUACCUCACACCAGAGUUUCAGAAACACUCGUUGGGCAUUGGUCUGAAGAAGCCGCCUGGGUUGGAUCCUGCUAGUGAGCAGGUGAAGGAGGAGGCUGAUGGUGACAGUGAUGAAGAUCCUUCAGAGCAGCAGUCUGACAAACCCGCAGCUAAGAUUCACAUUACUCCUUUUGAGCUGGAGGGUCUGUGGAACCUGCUGGGCAAACUGGAGACUCUACCCUCGAACAAGAAGUGUGUCCCAGCAGGGAUACACAAUGCCCCAGCACUCAUUACACACAUCAAGGCACUUCUGAAAGAACACGCCAAUGAUAAUCCCAAACUGGCCUACACAGGAAAACCCAUUGUCAAAUGGCCAAAGCGGCCCUCGUGGUACCAGCCUCCUCCUCCUCCUCCACCAGUGCCUGCACGUCCUAAACUCCCCCCCACACCCAUCAUCCCACGACCACAGAAACCAGCGUCCUCCAUGUCUGUGCUGAGACGGCGCAGGGUCAGGUGUAAGCGAUGCGAGGCCUGCGUGAGACCAGAGUGUGGAGACUGUAACUUCUGCAGAGACAUGAAGAAGUUCGGAGGACCAGGGAAGCUCAAGCAGACCUGUGUGCUACGACAGUGUCUAUCUCCGGGCCUCCCCCUGUCUGCAGUGUGCGAAAUCUGCAAGGAGCCCAACCAAGAGGAAAGUGGAGACCCCUCUCUCACCCUGAUGGAGUGUUCCAACUGUGCACAGAUUGUCCAUCCAGCCUGUCUCACGAUUCAGGGUGAAGGAGUGGUGAACAAGGACCUGCCCAGUUGUUGGGAGUGCCCAAAGUGUGUCCAAGGAAUCACUGACCCAGAGUCAUCAGGCAGUGAUGAAUCGUUGGCUGCCAGCCACCAUCAGCACAUCUGGCCCCACGGCCCCCUGGUCCUAAGGCUGGGCCCCGGGCCCUCUGCUACCAUAGGGGGUCCUGUGGGCUCCCAGCAGGAUGGGGAGGUGGUUCGCUGCGGCUUCUUCCCUCCUCUUCCUUCCUGCUCUUCCUCCUCCUCAGCAUCACUUCUAUUGGUGGCGGCCCCUCUGCCUUCUCAGCCAAUCAGCUCGAGACUGCAGUCUAAAGGUGACAAAGGCGAAGUCCCUCCAAUGAAGCGCAAAGCUUCCACCCUCCUGGAUGCUCGUAUGGCCAAGAUUUACCGACGGCAGAGACACGGCCACGAUGACGAUGACUCUGCCAGCGAUGAUGAUGAUGAUGAUGAAGUCUCACACAGAAGAAAGAUGGGGCUCCAUGCUCGAGGGGGGGGCCACUCUUCCAGGAGGGGGUUUGUCCCCAACAGGAGAGGACUGAUGAGAGGAGGCUCUGCCCAGAGAGGGAGCAGAGGAGGACUCGUGACCUCUGGCUCCUCCGUCCUCAAAGCAAAGCGAGGGAUGAGCAUGAAGGAGAGUGGACGGAGGGGACGAGGGGUGAGGCUGCGAGGAGGCUCCCGGAUGCAGCGGAGAGGCGACGAGUCGGAGGAGUCCGAUGAAGACGACGACGACGAUGACGAUGAUGAUGAUGACGACGAUGACGACGACGAUGAUGAUGACGACGAUGACGAAGAGGAGGAGGAAGAGGACAGUGAAGAUGGAGACAGAGAACGCCAUCAUCAUAGUCGACGUCGGAGGAGGCGCAGGACUGCCGACGAGGAAAACGAGGACAGUGAGGGGCAGGAGUUUGACCCUGAAGACGAGGAGAUGGACAUGCUGGAGGAUGAAGAGGAAGAGGAGGAGGAGGGGGAAGAGGAUGGACACUGGGAUUCGGACCCAGAACCCCCGGUCCUCCUGGUGUCUGAUCUUAACGAUGACCUGCUGAGUGGCUCCUACCUGACCGUCACCCUGCAGCGUCCCCACAAGGCCAAGAGACAAUCUGGCUCCAUAGUGCCAAAGCUUGAGGCAGCCAUGGGUCUGAGGACUGCUGCAAUGGGCGCUGGUGGUCAACUUGGCUUCAUCCAGAGGAAGAGCGCACUGUCCAAACCUUCACGGCUCAGGAGCAUGGACGCCAGCGCUGACGGAGGAACGCCAAGAGGACCGGGCAGGCCACGUAUGCGGGGUCACCAUGGCGACAGAGGGACCAGAGAUUGCUCGGCAUCGUCUUCGGAGGAACAGGAAGCUGCAACGGCGUCAUCCUCCCUGUCUCCCCCGUCCCUCCUGUCUGUGCUGUCCUUCAAGGACGAGGGGAACGAGCGAGGGGGGGAGAAGGAGGUGUGGGUGUCCGUGUUCAGAUUCCUGAGCAGAGCCGAGCUGCUGGCCUGCAUGACCGUCUGCAAGGCCUGGUACAAGUGGAGCUGUGACAAGCGUCUGUGGAGCCACGUGGACGUGAGUCGCUGCAGCCCGCUCAGUAAUCAGGCUCUGGCAGGUAUCGUCAAACGCCAGCCCACCUCCCUGGACCUGUCCUGGACCCCUCUGGCCAAGAGACAACUCAACUGUCUGCUCACCAGGCUCCCAGGUCUGAGGGAGUUGAGGGUCACUGGUCUGUCCUGGUCCUGUCUCUCAGCGCUGGUCUCUCCCACUCUGCCUCACCUGCGGCUGCUGGACCUGCGCUGGUGUGAAGGCCUCAGAGACGCGCAGAUGAAAGAGAUCAUCUCCCCGCCCGGGUUGGAAUCGUCCCGCAGCAGACUGAGGAACGUGGCGACAUUGCGUCUCUCCGGACUGGACGUCAGCGAGUCUUCCCUGAGGCUGCUGCAGCGCCAUAUGCCUCAGCUGGAGAGGCUGGACCUGGCUCACUGCAAAGACAUCAGCGACUCGUCCAUCGCUCUGCUGGCAGCGGCUGGGACGCACACCCGCAACAACCUCACGGAGCUCACUCUGGCAGGCUGCAGCGAGCUGACGGACGGCUGUCUGUCCUACCUGAAGCGUCUCUCCUCUCUGACCCUGCUCGACCUCCGAGGCUGCAAGGGCGUCAGCCGACGAGCCUGCGACGUCUUCAUCUCGGACCUGUCUCACGUCGCCCUCUACUGUAUGAUGGAGGAGAAGCUCAUCCAGCGGCUGGACUGACGCACACGCGCUGGCUCGUGGUCCACAGAAGGAGAGGACAAAAAAUACUGCUUCUUCAAAUGUAUUUUUUAAAUAUGACAUGGAACCUAACCAGUCCUUCAGCACCCAAACUAAAUGAGUCCUGAAAUCAGUGUCUUCUAUGUUUGGAGUUGUAGGAGAGUGUCAUUUCUUUAGUUUUUGGAGGCUAGUCUAUUCUCUUUGCCUCUCUUCUUUGUACUUUUCCAAAAUGUCUGCAUAUUACUUUAGAAAGUCUUGAAUCACUGAUUGAAAAAAAAUGUGGUGACCCCUCAGAGGUCCGUAUGUCCUCGGAUACCCUAUCAUCGCUAGAAUGUACUGUACACAGGAGGGACAACUGCCUGUUUGUUAUUUUUAAAUAUUUUUUUGUUUUUUUACUAAAAAAAAAAAAAAAAAAAAAACUAUUUUUGUUUACUUAAUUCAACCAAAACAGCAGAGAGGGUAUUCGAUGUGUGCAUACAGUGAAGUCCAUGUAUAUAUUGUAUCUGUGUUUGUCAUAUUGUAAAUCCAUCAGGCGUUUCACAUUUUUUCUAACUGUGAAAACUGAAUAAAAUGUCCAUCCAUCAA